GGGCUGCUGCUGUUCUGCGUCUUCUGUGAUGUUGGGCAGGCGACGCUGCGCGAUGUCAAUCUGCUGGUGCAACCGCCUGCGGUGCGGCGCGGCCAGUCGGUGGCACUGCGGUGCGACUACCAGCUGGAUGGAGCGCCGCUCUACUCCAUCAAGUUCUACCGCGGCCAAAUGGAGUUCUACCGCUACACGCCCGGGGAGUAUCCGCACACGAAGGUCUUUCAGUAUCCCGGCAUCAGAGUGGACGAGGGCAGCUCGAACGCCACCCUGGUGCUCAUACGAAACGUCAGCUUCGGCCUGUCCGGCCAAUUCAGCUGCGAGGUGACUGCCGAUGCGCCGCUCUACUCCACGGCCACGGCCUAUGCCCAGAUGCAAGUUGUGGAGUUCCCAGAGAAGCGGCCGCAGCUGUUCACGGAGCACACCCGCUACGAGCCCGGCGAUGUGCUGCGCGCCAAUUGCAGUACGCCACCAUCGCGGCCGCGGUCCGAGCUCCGAUUCACCAUCAACAACGUGCCGAUAACCACGGAAGAAACGCAGUACAUACGAACGAUUGACAACUUAAUAGCAUCCCGGCUCAGUCUGAAGCUGCAGCUGCAGGCGGUGCACUUUGUGGCCGGUAUUAAUGGCCAUGGGAAUGGCAAUGGCAACGGGAAUGGCAAUGGCAAUGGCAAUGACAAUGGCAUAGCGAACGCAUUGGUUACCGGCAGCGGGAGUGGCUCUGGUGGAGGCCUUGUAUUGCGUUGCACGGCGCAAAUUGGCGAUCUCUAUCAGGAGUACAAGGAAAUCGAGUUGGGCACACCACAAAAGGAUCCGGUGCCGGCAAGAGUGACGCUGUCGUCGGGCACGGGACUGCGCAGCUUCUUGGAGGCCUAUUUCACAACCUCCAGAGCAGCGCUCACCUGGCAAGGGGCCAUUGGCGGCAUCACUAUCUGGCUAUUCUCAAUGCUGGCACUAACGAUUAACUGCAGCCGUAGCAGCUAAAUGCAGGUGGCCCCAGAGCCGUGUUGAACAUUCGAUUUGGUUAAGGAUAUGCGAAUGUGCGCAGCCUCGAUGGAUGGAUGGAUGGAUGGCGAUAAGAUUAGAGCUCUCGGCCGUGAACCGCAUUAAUUAUCUCUCGUGAACGCCAUUUGAUUUAAACACACACUCAGACACACACACACAUAGAGAAUGCACGCAUACAUACAGACAUGCGAUUCCUGUUGAGUACACACGAGCAUUAAACAAUAAAACUGUAAAUAUUUGCUUUAAUGAUGUAAACGGAUACACGUAAAUGAACUCACAACACACACACACACAAACACACAGAUACAAACACACACACACACACACAGACAGACACAUACGACUAAUUGUUAAUUAAUGGAUUAUUUAAUGACGCAUAAAAUAUUGGAUAAAGUAUUAAUGUUUCAUUUGCAUUUAGCUUCCACACAAGCAAAUAUCAACUUAAAGUUUAAGCCAUAAAAAUCGUAACAAAAAAAAAACGAUUUAAAAAUUGUAAACAAAUGAAAA
Molecule: messenger RNA, 1506 nt
Organism: Drosophila subobscura
Lineage: Eukaryota; Metazoa; Arthropoda; Insecta; Diptera; Drosophilidae
Gene: beat-IIb
Exons: 6
Source: RefSeq, a predicted model, not a curated record